Paramecium octaurelia is the source of this 4604-nucleotide messenger RNA. The record is from the annotation of a GenBank genome assembly. NCBI's taxonomy places the organism in Eukaryota, Ciliophora, Oligohymenophorea, Peniculida, Parameciidae.
AUGUUUAUCAAAUAACUUUAAUCAAAAAUAUAAAUACGCUCAGUAUCGAACGUAUCAGGGCAUUCAAUUCAAAGAUUUUCAGGGAUAGUAACUCCUUAAAGUAAUACAAUUAAUGCUAUUUGGGACAUUAAUCAAAUUGGCCAAGAAUUGGAUUGUCAUGAUGAUCCAAUUUUGAACGAGGCUUUGCAGCUUAUCAAUAAUCACCAAAUUAAUCAAGCGAUUUUAAUAUUAAAUCAAAGUAUAAUUAUUGAUCAUAUAAUUGUAGUGGUUUCAGAAGGGAAAAAAUAUUUGGGCUAAUAAUCUCAAGUAUAAUUGGUAAUGAAAGUUACAUUAUUGGUUGUAUCAAGUGCUAUGUCAAUUUUAGAGAAUGAUCCAGCUUCAGCAUUGCUGCUGCUUUUGGGCUGUGAUUAGAUGUUUAAGGGAUUGACACCAAAAUAAUAAAGUUAUCUAAGAGUGCAGAUUCUAAAUGGACUUGGCUGUUAUUACAGAAGAGUGGGAUAAUUGGAAAAAGCACUAAACGAAUUGGAAUGCGCUUUGGCUUUAAUUAAAAAAUAUGGUUUGAAAGAGGUUGCAGUGACCCACCUAAAUUUAUCUGUCGUAUUAUCUCUGGUGGAAGAGUAUAAUUUAAACUUUAUUAGUAAUUAGACAUGAGGGUGCUUUAGAAAAUGCUAAGAAGGCAGUUACCGAAAGUCAUAAAGAAUACUAAUACUAUAUAAAAAAUCAUGUGUCCAUGCAAGCAUUCAAAUUUCAACGAUGCGUAAGUUCCUUGGCCAUCUCCUUCUACAAUGUCGGAGUUUAGGAAUAAUAUUUUCAACGAUAUUAGUUUGCAUUACAAGCCUAUGCAUCAGCAUUCAAAGUAGCUGAGGAUAACUUGGGAAUUCAUCAUUAUCUAACAAUUCAACUAAAAAACAUAUAUGAAGAAUUUGCUCGACAAUUGGCAAUAGCAGAAGGAUAAAAAAUUGCCAUUACAUCUUUAAAUCACAAAUUCCAAAUUAGAGCAAAUGUCACAAGUCAAUAUGCUCAAAGUGUCUUAAGGAGCAAACCCUCAGACACAGUCAAAAAUGUCACCGAAAGGCUUUUUCAAUCAGAAUCCAAAAUGUCAGGCCAUACCCUUAGACCAUAAUCAGCCAUUAUGAAUCAAACCCAAGUUCCUAAAUUAAAAUCAUUUGAUUUCACUCGAAGAGAUGCACCUACUUUCAGAAAACAGUUGUCUGCUACCAAUCGCACUUUAAAUCAAUUUAGUGAGGAAAAUGCAAAGGUUGAAGUAGAGAAAUUAGAAUAGACUAAGUCAUUGAAACAAUGCAUCUAAAAUUUAUAAACAGUAAUAAUUCAUUAUAUUAUAUAAGCAAGCAUAAAAAGAGCAAGAGGAAUUGAAAAGAAUUCAAGAUUAAAAGUAAAGAGAGUUAUAAAAAUUAGAGGCUUUUCGAUAUAUUAAUUAAUAGAUUCAGUAGUAGAAAUAAUAAAAAAACUCAAACUAAACUUCAAGAGAAAUGAAGGCAUCAACAGAUUAGAUGAAGUAACUUUUUAAUACAGAUCCAUAAAUAUAAGAAGCCUUAAAUGAAAGUGAACCAUAGCCUUUAGUUACUAUAUAAGAAUAAAACAGAGUGACAAAAACAGAGGAAGAAAACUAAUUAAACCAUUAAAUUAAUAAUAAUGAUCAAAAUUUAAAAUAAGAGGUAAAUAAAGAAGAAAAAAGAAUGUCAUUUACUACCACUCUUGAAUAAAAGGGAUUUUAAGAUGAAACAAUAUAGAGUUCAACAAGAAAAUUAGAAUUUGAAUAGGAUUCAUCUAUCAAAAACAAUUAUUUUUAAUAAAACAUGUCUUGCAAGCAGAUUGAAGAUUUAGAAGAAAUAACAGAAGAAAUCAAUGAAGUGAAUUAAUAAUAAUAAUAAUAAUAAUAUUAAUAAUAAUAAUAAUAAUAAAAUCAGUAGAAUGUUGAAAACUAAGUUGAGGAAAUAAUUCAAGAAAAAGCUAAACAAUUAGAAGAAGAACAAAAAUUACAAAAGAUAUAAUAUAUAUAAAGUUGUUGGAAAAAUAGUGUAAGAAAAUUUAAUGAGAGAAUUGAAAAAUUAUAAUCUAAAUAUUCAAUAGUCACUUAAAAAUAGUACUCUAAACUUAUAGAUGAGAAAAACAAUCUUCAUAAUGGCAUUUUGUUUCUAGGUUUCAAUCAAUCCGAUAUUAAUUAUAUUGAUGUUGUGUUUAUAGAUUUUUACACAUUACGAAAAUCUUAGAGGAAGUGUUCCACUUUAAAUGAAAAGUUACAGCACAUAUUAAUUUUAACACUUUAAUGUACCAUUCCAAUAACUAAAGAAACUUUAGAUGAUAUUGAAACCAGGUUAUCAUAAUUUACUCAAAUCAAUUAAUAAUAACUCAUUAUUCAAAGUAAUUUGUUAGACAUUGAAAUAAAAUUAAUUGACAAACAGACUUCAUUAAGGUUUGAUGUUAAUCAAUUGAAAAUUUAUGAAUUUUUUAUUAAAUUUGAAGAGAGCAUUUCACACCUAUAGCUGCCAACCUCUAUCGCUGAUAUUUAAUCAUUUAAUACAGACUCAAUUUUUGUAUAAAAGUCAGCCUAAGUCAAUUAAGAAUUAAAUCAACAGCCUUUUUAAGAAAUCCCUUUAAUUGAGGAGUAAGUUGUACAAGAAGUUAAUUUCGAAAAAUAGCCUAGUGAAGGAAAUACUAAAUAGGAACAAUAAUCAGCAGUCGAAGAGAUUCAAUUUAGUGAGGGUCAAUAGGAAAGUAAAAAUGGAAGCGAUGAUGUUGAUAAAGUUAAUAAGACUGGAUAAUUUAAUAUUAAUGUCUUUUCUUCUUAAAAAUUGCAAUCUUAAUAAGAUUUAGACAAGGCUACUGAGGAGAUCGAGGACAAUGAGGAAUAAAAGCAACAAUAGAUUUAAACGAAAGAAACUAACUAAAACCUAGAUUUUACAUUAUAAUAUAAUGAAAGUAGUAUGAAUAAUUCUGGGAUGGAUACUUUGAAAACUAAUGAAGCAGAUAAUUAUUAAAAUUAAUAAGGAGACAAUAGUAUUAAAAAUAAAGAUAAAGAUAAACCUUCAGUUAAUCAAACGAUUAUAGAGGAGGAUGAAGAAGAUCAAAAAGAGGAGUAAAAGAAAAGUGAAAGUUCAGCUCCCAAUUCGAAUUCAGAUUUUUAGGUAGAAUCAAAAUAGAAUCAAGAUUAAAUGAAUUAAUAAUAAAACAACUAAACUUUUUCAGAUGUUAAAUCUCAGAGUAAUUUUCUUCAGGUCCCUUUGAAAGAGCAUAAAAAUUAUAGUAAAUAAACCAGUUUGUAAUUGCCAGAUUUGAUGAAGGAAAACAUUGAUUCUGAUUAAGAAAGUAAUUAUUUAUUUAAUAUUUAGUUUCACUGACAAAACCGUAUUAGUAUGAAUUUGUAGGUGCAAUCUCUGGAAUCAAUAAAACCAAUGGGGCUUUAAUAUUGAUAAAUAUCCUUAUCAACAAAGAAUAGUAAUUAUUUUAGGCAAAGGCAGAAGUUGAAGAUAUGAAGGUUAAGCCAACUUACUUUAAGGUUGAAAAUGUAGAGAAAACACUUAAAAAGCCAUAGAAGUAUUUAAAAGGAUAUUUAGUUCAUUGGAAAAAUGAAAUUGUCUUAAAAGUUUAUACUAAAGCACAUGAAAAAGCUGUACUUAAGCUUCAAAAGAAGUUCAAAUUUGAUCAUUAUAGAAGGCUUAUAAAUUUUAAAUUAGCCAAAACUAACAUAGAAGGUGGAUUAUAUGUAGGUUCACGAAAGUAGGUAAUUUUUUUAGCAAUAGAAACAAAAACUACUUAACAAAGAAAUUCUUAUACAUUUAGGAAUGAAAAUUACAGUCAAUUUGUGAAUAAAAUCUCAUUUAGAGUAUUGAAUAAUCUUAAGUAUUCUGAAGAUAAGGGGAUAUACUUGUUGUAAGAACCACAACACAAAAUUAUAGCUUAGAAUCUAUAAGGUAAAUUCAAUUGUAAUUUAAGCUAAAAUUUUUAAACUGCUAAAACCAAUGAAUGCCUUUGAAUUUGUAGGAUUCGGCUUAUUAAAUGGAAUUUACGAUUCAGUGCACAAAAAAAUAAUCAUAGCUAGUGAUAAUCGAAAGACUUAACCAGCUCAAGUUGAUGUUCCUAAGUCAAUACAAGGUGACGUAGUUGUACCUUUUUCACAAAAUUUAUUAAAUCGAGUACUUAUUUAAGGUUAUGAAUAGUCUUUUAUAAUUUAGAGUAAUAAUGAAAAUUGUGUAAUUUAUUAUGAAGAAAAGGAUGAAAACUAUGUAAAGUAUAUCUAAAAUGCAAUUUUUUAAUUUUAAACAAUUAGAACUAUGUAAAUUGAAUAUUAUCAAGCUUAUCAAGGGCAAAUUAGAAAAUAGGAAGUCAAAGUUGAAUUAUAAAAAAAAAUCAAAAGAAUCUUUUGUAUAAAACUCUAAGAAAAAAUAUAUAUGAUAGGUAGAUUAAAAGAUAAUGAGAUUAAAAAUUUGAAAUAAAACUUUAAAAGAAUAGUAAGCACAUUCCUAACAAAUGAGAGUAACUAGAUUCAAAUAGAUAUAAACUCCUUAAAGGAAUUCCUAAAUGAGGAAGGAAAAUUUGUGAAGUUGUUAAGAAUGGAUUUAAAGGAUUUUGUUUAUUAAAUUUGA